AUGUCUGAAGAUAAUCAAAAAUUAGAAGAAAUAAACAAUAAAACAGAUAACGAACGUAAAUUCGACUCUUCAAAUCCUUUUAUACAAAAUAACAAAAAAAAUAAAACUUCAGCAGAAGUCAACGUCACAUACUCAGCAAACAGAUCAGCAAUGUCUUCGGUACCUGAGGAUGUUGCUACGAGAACAGCAGAAUGGGAUACUGAGACUGAUCGCGAUGCUCAAUCUUUAUUGGAAAAAAAAUUGGCAGCUGAAGAGGCUGAUGAUGAUGGAGAUGAUGACAAUGUUUAUAAAGGACAAAAUGCUUAUAAAUCAUAUGUUAAAAAACGAGAUACUGUUGCUGGAAAUGCUGCAAGUUCAAAAAUAAAAGCUGGUCCAAUAAGAGCUCCAACAAAUAUUAGAGUAACUUCAAGGUUUGAUUAUCAACCAGAUGUAUGUAAAGAUUAUAAAGAAACUGGAUAUUGUGGUUAUGGUGAUUCUUGUAAAUUUUUACAUGAUCGAGGGGAUUAUAAAACUGGAUGGCAAUUGGAGAAAGAAUGGGAAGAAGUGCAAGGCAAAUCAAAAAAAGAUCCAAAUGCAUUCGUUGUGGAGAGUAGUGGCGAUGAAAGCGAUGAAGAAUUACCAUUUGCUUGUUUGAUUUGUCGAAAUGAAUUUAAAAAUCCCGUUGUAACAAAAAUACCUUCUAGAGCAACAACUAUACUUUUAGCAACAGAUCGUAAUGUAAUAGCCUCUCUUAAUCCUCGAAGUGGAAAUAUUGAAUGGCGCCAAAUUUUUAAAGAAGACGAGCCCAUAUUAGCCUUUAAAGGUUACGAAGAGGUUGGAUUAUCUAUUUCACAACAUCAUGGAUUUAAUAUUCGUUUAUGGAAUCUUCAAACUGGUUUUUUAUUGUGGGAACAAGCAUUAAAAAACCCGGAAUUUGAUCCAACAAAUAAUCAGUACUCUGAUGAUUCUCCAGGCUGUGAUAUUGUUUUCGAAAAGGAUGGUUCUAGUGUUAUUGUGUUGAUUGAAGGAUCCACUAUAAUAAGCUUGAACAUUACUAAUGGCAAUCUUAUUUGGAAAUCGGGUUCCUUAGACAGUUCCUCCAUGACAUUUUAUAAACUAAUUAAACAUGACCAGAAGAUAUAUGCAAUUGGUCUAAAAAAGGGAUUCAAAUCGUAUUCGAUUGGAACAAUGUCUUUUGAUGUAAAGAGUGGUGCUGCGAAUUCGAAAAUUCUUUCUUCAAGCCUUGCUCAUAAGGAUGAUAUGAUUAUACUGGGUGGUGGUUCAAAUGAUGGAUUUAUUGUUUGGAAAGAAGGUGAACGAAUUCGAGUUAAUCGUUUAGGUACUAGCAAUAUUGAACAAGCUCCUUUAGACAAGUCGCUUUAUGAAAAAGUCAUGCCAUCAUUCCCUGCAAACACUAAAGCUAAAGAUAUUAGAUUUGUCGAUUUAAACUUAAAUUCAAGAAAUGAAUUUCUUAUUGAAACAUUAACAAAAGAUGACUAUAGUUCUUCUGCUGUUUUAACCGUUGAUCCAAAAGAUGGCAAAUUGACAGUUCUUUAUGAUAUGAAAGCAAAGAAAGGGAAUUCCGUUUAUGCUGGUGCUAUUGAUAAAAGCAAUCGUCUUAUAAUUUCUAGGAGUUGGGCAGCUUCAAAGGAUAUUAUUAAAGUCGAAAUUAUUGAUCCUGCCUCACAAUCGGUAUCAAGUAAUCAUGAAAUUUCAUAUUCAAUUUCAUCCUCUGGGGAGCUUGCAAAUUCUAUGAUUGAUGUAAUAAUUCCUAAAAACAACACUGAAAAAUUAUCUGUUGCAUAUCGUAUGCUUGCAAUUUCAGCUGAUGGAUCUAUUCAUUUUUUAAAAGAAAACAAUGUUAUUUGGGAGAGAGAAGAAUCUCUUGCACACACCAUACAAGUUGAAUUUAUUGAUUUGCCUGAAAGAAAACUAUGGACACAAGAAACUGAUGAACUUGAAACUGAAUCUUUUAAUCCAUUGACUCGCUAUUUUAAAAGAUUAUUUAAGCAUAUAGAACAACUUAAAGACUUACCAGCUUAUUUGACUACAUAUGUACAAAGAUUUGUUACUGGUGACUAUUCUGUAGAACCUAUUUCUAAAGACGAUAAAGGAAAACCUAUUCUUUACAGGGACACACUUGGUUUUCGUAAAUUGCUCAUUUCCCUAACAAAAAAUAAACUAGUAGCUUUAGACACUGGAAAUAAGGGCCAGAUUGUUUGGUCGCGUUAUUUUGGCAAGGAAAUACGCUCAUUUGAAAAAUUAAUAGUUGUUCGUUCAUCAACAGUUAAAUAUCCACCAGUUAUUGUUGCCAUUGGACACCAGAUUAAAGAGGAGAGUUACCACAUUAAAUUUAUCAGACUAAAUGCUCUUACUGGGGAAGAUUUUAUAUCUAACGAACAUGUAGAAAAUUAUCCUCCUAUUUACUCAAUAUCAGGCAUUUCUCGUCGUAUAUUCAAACUACCAGUUGAAGAACCUGAUGAGAGGAUGCAUAUUAUUGCAGUAAUUGAUGAUGAUUCAAAACUUCAUUUAUAUCCAAAUCAUAAAAACUCUAGGAAAGCAUUUAAAAAUUUCACUCCUUCAUUUUAUUUUACAUUAUCUGAGAAUACUAUUCACUCAGAAGGAUUAAAAGGUUACAGUGUUAAUGCCAACAUUAGUGAUGAGCUUCAACAUUUUGACAUAUCCGAAGUUUGGAAUAUCCAUUUUCCAGAUGAUGAAAAGAUUUCUGCAAUUGGUCAUAGACCUCAAUAUGAAAAAGUCGCAUCACUUGGCCGUGUUCUUGGUGAUCGAUCAGUUCUAUACAAAUAUCUAAAUCCACAUUUGGUUGCAGUCGCCACAUUAUCAUCAUCAGAAUCCUCAACUGCAACAUUAAAUAUAUAUUUGAUAGAUAUAGUUAAGGGAUCGAUAUUGUAUCAAUAUAAACAUGAAAAUGUUGGGAAAAUACACCCAAUAAAUAUUGUUCAAGUAGAAAAUACUGUUUUAUAUGUAUUUUGGAGUGAAAAUGAAUCAACAAAAGGUUAUCAAGUAGUUGUUUAUGAUUUUUAUGAAAGUGAAAAAAAAGAUGAAAGAAUAAAUAGUCCUGUUUUUUCAUCAUUUUCGCAUGAACGUCCUUAUGUAAAUGCACAAGCAUUUAUGUUGCCAUAUGGUGUUAAAACUAUCGGUGUUACUACUACGAAGAAUGGAAUAGCGAUAAGAGAAUUUCUAUUUGCAUUGGAUACUGAUCAAAUACUUGGUUUAUCUAAGAGAAUAUUGGAUCCUAGAAGACCUCUGCAUGCUUUAACUAACGAGGAUAAAGAAGAAAUGCUUAUCCCAUAUGACCCUGCAAUCCCAGAUAAUAAAAAAUUUAUACUAAGCUAUUAUUUAAGUGUUGCUGGCGUUAAACGGAUUAUAACAUCACCAGCUUUACUAGAGUCGACAUCACUUGUGCUUGCGUAUGGUUUGGAUUUGUGGUUCACAAGAGAAGCACCAUCAAAAACAUUUGAUGUACUAAGUGAAGAUUUCAGUAAAGGAACAUUGUUAAUAACAAUUCUUGGAUUGAUUAUAGGCAUCCUUAUCACCAAACCAAUGGUUAAAAGAAAAGGGAUUAAUGCCAGAUGGUAUUAG
Entrophospora candida is the source of this 3582-nucleotide messenger RNA. Lineage: Eukaryota; Fungi; Glomeromycota; Glomeromycetes; Entrophosporales; Entrophosporaceae. The record is from the annotation of a GenBank genome assembly.